UUGAUAAUUGUUUUAUUAUGGUAACACCAAUAAAAGUACUUGUAAAGUAGCAAAGCGGUAUGGAAGUAACGAAUAAUAUCGUAGGCUCAAAUCUUUAGACGGGUACAUAUCAGCUGAUGGCAACAUAUCAUCCGUAGAAAAAUUAAAUGAGAUAAAAUAAAUGGUACAAAAGUGCAUAUACAAAUAUGACGACUUUAUCAAUAUCGGCGGUUUUAUCAUUUUAUCAUACUUUGAACACUCGUCCACUUAUCAUUUUGCAGUAAGUUGUGCGUCCAGUGUCGUAUAAACAAAUUGUUAGGUUUUAAUACAGAUUAUUUAUCGGUCCACCAUUGACAAUAACAUUUAAUUUUAAUUUGUGAAAAUGGAAGAAACUUUCGCCGAUGUAAGCCCAAGCUAUCCAACAAGUUCAAGUCAAAAUGCCAGCAAGACUUCGGGUGCAGGCAAUGAAACAAGACCUGUGAACAAAGCGCAACCGGUAUUCAAUCCGGAAGAUUUGUUCUACGAUAUGUCCGGAGAUAAAUAUCUUGUGAUAUUUAAUCACACUAAAUAUAAAAUGACCAGAUAUUUUCAUUUUCAAACACCGACACCUCGGAAAGGAACGGAAAAAGACGUAGAAUCUCUUAAGAAAACUUUUUCCAACUUAGGAUACAAGGUCCUAACUUACCACGACUUGGAUCACGGUGAAAUACUUAACAAGGCGCUGGAAAUAAGUCGUAUGGACCACACUAUGACGUCAUGUCUGUGUUUCGCGAUUUUAACUCAUGGUGAUAAAGGCGGUCAAUUGUUCGCUUCAGACCGUCCAUAUCAGUUUAGUGACGUCACCAAGAUGCUGGAAAACGGAGACAAGAGUUUAGUCAAUAAGCCGAAACUCUUCUUUAUACAGGCUUGUCGCGGUGGUGACAUGGACGACGGCAGGACGGUGCAGCUGGACUCCGACGAUGACCUCACUUUCCACGUCCCCUCGCACGCUGACUUCUUCACCAUGUACUCUAGUGUUGAAGGUUACGCGGCAUUUCGUACUGCUCUAGGAUCCUUCUUGAUACAAGAACUUUGCCAAGCGAUUGACAAGUAUCACGACACUUUAGACGUGCUACACAUAGCGACAACUGUCAACAGAAGAGUGGCAUACGAAUAUAGCACUUAUACUCCUAGUAAUAAGAACACACACAACAAGAAACAGAUGCCUGAAGUGCGGUAUACUUUGACUAAAUUGUUUAAGUUUUAAUGUUUUAAAAAAACA
This is a messenger RNA of Papilio machaon (common yellow swallowtail), 1240 nucleotides long. It is a transcript of the gene ICE, whose product is annotated as caspase-3. Bases 362 to 1225 code for a protein of 287 amino acids. Lineage: Eukaryota; Metazoa; Arthropoda; Insecta; Lepidoptera; Papilionidae. The transcript has 6 exons. Gene Ontology annotation, biological process: proteolysis. The record is from RefSeq and is a predicted model, not a curated record. Gene Ontology annotation, molecular function: cysteine-type endopeptidase activity.